Molecule: messenger RNA, 2117 nt
Organism: Astrephomene gubernaculifera
Lineage: Eukaryota; Viridiplantae; Chlorophyta; Chlorophyceae; Chlamydomonadales; Astrephomenaceae
Source: the annotation of a GenBank genome assembly
GACGGUUUCGAUUUGUUGUCCAAGUCUUAGUGCAAUAGCUAUAAAGCCGGAACUUGCAUCCCCUGACGCUCUUGGUGCUUAGAGCUUCACAUCGACAAUGAGCUACGAGCCACCACCUUACGGAGGAGGCUAUCAACCACCUUCUAGCCAUGGUCCUCCUCCCCCAGACCACUACGGUCCGCCGCCCCCGUCCUACAGCAGCUAUGCCCCGCCCCCUUAUAGCUACCCGCCGCCUUACUCUGCUCCUCCCCCGAGCUAUGGUUCGGGUCCAGCUGGCACGGAGGAGGUCCGCACUAUUUUCGUGACGGGCUUUCCCGGUGAUGUGAAGGAGCGCGAGCUCAACAAUCUGCUUCGGUUUCUGCCGGGCUACGAGGCUUCUCAAAUGAACUACAGCAAGGGAGCAGCACAGGGCUUUGCGCUCUUCACGACGGGUGCCAUGGCCCGUGCAGCUUGCGACCAGUUGCAGCACGUUCGGUUCGACGAGGUCAGCACCCUGCGCUGUGAGAUGGCGCGCAAGAACAUGUACAUCCGGGACAUGGAGCCGAACAAGCGGCAGAGGCCCAACCCGCCGGCGCCGGGAGGCUAUGGUGCACCGGUCGGUGGUGGUGGCGGUCACGGGUACGGCCGACCUGCGCCGCCCUCGUACGGCAGCGCAGGCGGUGGCGGCGGCGGUGCCGCUGGCGCCGCAGCGCGCGACGACAACCCGCCUUGCAACACCCUCUUUGUCGGCAACCUCGCGGACACGGUGGACGAGAACGAGCUCCGAAACCUCUUCUCGGGCUCACCAGGCUUCCGGCAAAUUAAGCUUAUGCGGGGACCGAAGGCCACGCUUGGGUUUGUUGAGUUUGAUGACGUGCCGACGGCCAUGGCUGCCCACGCCGCGCAGCAAGGAGCGGUGCUUGCGAGCAGCGACCGUGGACCCAUUCGCGUGCAGUACUCGAAGAACCCCUUUGGGCGGAAGCGUGACGCGGAUGGCAGGAUGAUCGAGACGCCGAACACGCGGGAGGGCAUCGUGCCGGCGACAGGCAGUGCACCGCCCUCGUACGGCGGCGGAGCGCCUGGGGCGUACGGCGGGUCGCAGGGCGAGUACGGCGGACCCGGCGGCAACCAAUAAGGACGCUACUGGCCAUGCGGGCGGCGGCGCGACAUUGGCAGGACCCCCGCUUGGUGUGCGCACUGGCAUCUCAUGCGCCAUGCCCAUGACACCACGUUACAAAUACCACACACACAACCAAAUUGGGCGGCGCACCAUUCCCGCCGCUGCUGCUGCCUGGCACUUCACUGCUGUGGCUGUUGUUGGCUCACCGCUCGGGACGCACGACAUGUUUCCUGGGACCCCAUGUGAUUGAUGAUCUACGUUGAUGAAGCACCAUCACGCACCUGCGGCACUGGGCAUCACGGCACGCGGAUUGCAGCAACGACACACACUUGGCAACUUCACUUUAGCAACAGCAGCAGUUGACACACGCGUUCUGCCGGAGAGCACGAGCACCACGUACGAUUUAUUGUGUACGACAUACACGGCACGACACGACCCGCCUUGCAAAUUCAACUUCACGACCACAUUCUACUGCCACGUCGCGUCACGACACGAAGCACAGCGCCGUACAUCAACACCUUUUGAUUGUGUCGACGGCCCGGAUAGCAGCGAGCAAGUAACUAUGCAUUGCGGGACCUAACCGUUUGCCUUGACAUAUGCUUUAUUGAUGACGGAAUGACGUGCAAGCAAGGCGUUCCGGGUGGGUUGUCGCGUUGCUGGGCCUACUACUUGGCCAUGGCGUUGGUGUGUUCAUAUCUGGUUCGAUCCGUAUGGUUGCCGUUUGAGGGGUGUUUGCUCAUUUUACAUGGAGGUUUUUUGCGGACUUUCAAGUGCGCUAGGUACGAAAGGGUGUUGGGAUGACACUUUAGUCGUCGACGGUUAGCUUUUCCUGUUGCUGCGUGCAUCGCAUCUCGCAACUGAAACCUCGGACGCCGGAUUAUGCUGCGGUUAUUGCGCAUGAAUUGUUCGCCGCGGCCUCGGGUUACAAGCCUGAGCGCUAGACACGUCGUCGGAAGGUUUACUGCACGUUGGACGGUCGCCUGUUCACACUCGGAUCUGUGGUUUCUCCACAAUUAGU